AUUUUUGUAAUCAAUAAAAAAGAAAACAAUUUAUUUGUAGUCUUCGGUUAAACUUUUAAGCAAUUUUUAUGUUUUUUCGACCUUACCCAUCACUAGUUUCUACACCGCCCCUCUUGUCGUAUAUACGCACGUUUCUCCCACCAAGAGCAGUGGAGAAGAAAUGUGUGUAUAGUUCGGCCGUUGCUCUUAUUCUUAGUGCACAUUUUUUGGCUGACUUUUUAACAUUGCAUGAAUUGCAUUGGUGAUCUCCCGACUCAUCUCUGUUGCUACAUGCAAUGAGAAUAGAUAUUUCCGUAAGAGAGUAUUAAUCCAAUCUGUCUUAUAAAAAGUUCGUCGAUCAAGUUUCUGGUAUUGAUAAUUAAACAACAAAUUCUCAUUAAUGUCGCCCAUAUUCCCUAAAGAUGCGUCUUCAACUGAAAUGUUUUUUCGAACUGUAAAUGGAAGUAAAUUAAAGCUCAUUGAUAAAAGUACAAAGGCUAGAAAUGUUAUGAAAUUUGUUUUAUAUAGGAACAUACAGUUGAAUGUGAAUAAAACUCUCCUUUUGUUAUUUGUAACAGUAGUUUUAUGGAAGGCAUUUAAUAUCUUCAUACCCUUUCUUGCAUGUGCAUUAGUAUUGAUACUACAACUCAUCUGUUUUGUUGCUUCUGUAAAUAAAGAUACACUAACAGUGGUAGAAUUUGUUGGUAUAUAUACUGAAGGAAAAAGAAUAUUUCAUGGUUCUAGUUCAUGUGAAUUUAUUCCGUGGGAUAUAGUGGUGGAUAUAUUUAUUAAUGAAGUUAUAACAGGACAAAAAGUAUUGUAUUACCUUACAAUUAUAAUAAGAGAUUCACUUGGAGGAAAAGAUUCAAUAAAAUUAGUUCCCUUAUUUCAAAAUUUAAUACCUGAAAGAAAAUGCCUGGAAUAUAUCUACGAAAAACUAGCUGGAUUGAUUGGACCCAAAAAGAGAAAAAUCUAACUUUAACAGUGCCUGGCUCAUACUGGUUGUGUCAUAAGACCAACAUAUACAAAUUUAUUUUUAGGUAUCACCGCACAAAUAGAAAUAUAAAACAAUUUAAUUAUGGAAAAGAAUUAAUGAAAGUUAUUAGAAAGAUUAUCAAAAAUCCACCUUCCCAGAAACAACAAUUUGGUACAAGUCAUCUUUUAGUUACUUUCGAACAUACACCAUGGACUAGACAAGAUAAAAUGUUUGCAUUAAUGAAGUUUAGAGAACGAUCGGUUGUAGCAUUUUCUUGUGCAUUUAUAUUAACUAUAACACCCAUUGAUUCUUUAAGAAUAGAACAGAAUUCAGAAAAUAUAAUUUCUUCUGAUCGUUCUUUAAUCUAUCAGAAUGAAAGUUCAACUGAUACAUAUGAACGUGAAAAUAAAAAUGAGAAAGAAAGUAAAAAAUGUUUAAAGCAUUCCUCUAAAGAUGAUUCUUCAAAGACAGACGCGCAAUGUAAUAAUAUGCAAGAAAUUUUAAGAUGUGAAAGUAAAAACAUUCAAGCAAAUAAUAAUAUAGGAAAUACUAAUUUAAAAAAGUUAUUAUUAAAUGAAGAAACAGUAAAACAAACAGGUAACAGUGAAGAUACAAAUAAAUUCUGUAAACAUUUAAAUAUGUCACCUAAACAUAGUAUAAAACUAAAUGAUAAAAUGAACGAAAGUAAUGUUAACUGUUUAGAAGAUAGUAAUAUUAAACAUCAAUUAUCGGAUGAUAAGAUAAAAAUCAAUAACUGUAAUAUUGGAAAAGACAAAAAUAAUUCUGUAUCAAAUAAUAGUAAAAUGUUAAAUAAUAGUAGCGUUGUUGAUGAUAUAAAUACAGAUUCUGUUAAUUUGCCAUAUCAGUACUUGAUAGAAAAAGAAAUAGAAGCUACAAAGCAGAAUAUGUUAGAAUUAAAUGCAAAAGAUAUUACAAACCAUAUAGAAGCACAUUCAGAUAUUACCAAAAUACAAGAUUUAUCUUGUCCUAAGAAAAAGAGCUAUGUAUUAGAUAAUGUACCACGAUCCUCUGAUAUUACAGAUUUAGUAAUGGAAGGAUUAAUGUUUACAAUUCGUCAGGACCAAGAUACUGUAGCAGUUAUAGAACAAAAAACUAAGUUGGAGAUUGAUGAAGUAUUGGAAAAUUCUGAAAAAAUUGAGACAAAGGAAGGUGAAAAGUGUUUACGAAAUUCUAGUUUACUUGGCUUGGAAAACUUAAUAACAAUGCUUGAAUUACCAAAAGGGAAUGAACCUGGAGAUAAAUAUCAAAAUAUAGUUAGUCAGAAACCUACUUUGAGGAAUCAGUCUAUGAGAAAACACUUAUUUAACAAUGUAAAAUAUCCUUUAACAAAUAAUAAAAUUAAAGAACAAAAUAGUACAAUUGAGUUAAAACACAUGCAAUGGUAUCCUUUUAAUAAUUCUAUUUCAGCUAGUACUAGUUAUUCAAAUAAUGAUAACAUAGAUAUUACAAAUAAACGUCGCUAUUCCGAAAUAUAUGAUAAUUCUAAAGAUGAAGAGGAUGCGAAAUUUAUAAAAUAUAAAAAUUUGAAGUAUGAAGAAGAAGAAGAAGAUAUAAUACCAGAAGCAUUACAAAAUGAAACAUGUAAAUUAUCUACAUUAUCUCUUAAAGCAGAUAAGUCUGAAGAUAAAUUAAACUUUAUACCAAAUAAAGAUUUAUUAAUGAAUGACGUUAAUAAUGAAGAGUCAAUCAAAUAUGAAAUAGAUAAGGAUGAACUCAAAUCUUCUUUUAAUAAUAACUUACAUCCUAAAAAAUACACAAAAAGUGAUUGUCCAAAUUCAGUAUCUAUUGACUCUCAAAUAAAUAAAGCACAAAAAUUGCAUAAUAAUGCAGUAUGUGAAUCUAAAUUUCAUGAUACAAACAAGUAUAAAUCAAAUGUUCCAGUAAUUAUCUCAAAUCAAAUUAUUAGUCUAAAUGAAAUACCUUUGCCCUUACAAAAAAUACUUAAAAAUAAAUUAUCAAUAAAACAUAAUUCCUUAAAUGAUAAAACUAAAAUAAACAAAGAUAAUAUUGAGAUUCACGAGACACAACCAAGUCAAAAUGCAGGUAGUAUUUCCAGCAUACAAUUAAAAAAUCAAAUUUUAAAUAGUCAUACAGAGACAUCAUCAAAAGAUCAUGAAAAAUUUGUGCAAGAUAAUAGAAAAACAUAUAAUGAAAGCAUAUCAUCCUCAAUAUUAAAAACGGAAGAAAAAUGUUCCAACAGUUCCAAGAACAUCAUGGAGUUAAACGAAGAGAAAUCACAAAACCAGAAUAAUUAUAUUGACAAAACAAGAUUGUCAUCAAAUAAAAUAAAAGAUGUUACACAAGAAUUUUAUAAACAGUUUUCACAUUUGCAGAAAGAAAAAGCUCUAACAAAUCAAAAACGCCUUAGAUCAAGCAGAAAAUCGUUGAAUUAUGCUAACAAUGGUGAAAUGCAUAUACAAAUGGCCAAAUUUUUUCAAGAUAUUACAAGAGGAGCCAAGGUUGUUGUAACACGUAUAAGUGUAAAUAAAUAUUCAUAGUUUAAUAAUAAAAAAUUUAUCUUCAACAGUAGAAAUAUGUCAAAUUUUCAUAUUUAUCAACAAGUUAAUUUAUAGAUUUAGUACUGUUAUAUUUAGAACAUAAAACUUUCAUAUUUAUCUAUCACUUAAUUUAUGCAUUUAGUAGUAAUAAAUAUAGUAUUUUUUGUACAUGUGUUUUAUUCAAUGAUUAAAUUUCAAAUAAAUAUAUAUAACACUA
Bombus impatiens (common eastern bumble bee) is the source of this 3691-nucleotide messenger RNA. Its product is annotated as myb-like protein D. NCBI's taxonomy places the organism in Eukaryota, Metazoa, Arthropoda, Insecta, Hymenoptera, Apidae. Bases 892 to 3474 code for a protein of 860 amino acids. The transcript is spliced from 7 exons. The record is from RefSeq and is a predicted model, not a curated record.